AUGGGUAACGUGAACGCGAGAGAAGAAGCGAAUAGUAACAACGCAUCUGCCGUCGAAGACGACGACGCUGAGAUUUGUUCUCGCGAAGCCAUGGCUGCUGCUUCCGACGGUAACCACACCGCACCACCUGAGCUCAUGGGUCAAUCCCCUCCUCACAGCCCUCGAGCCACCCAAUCUCCUCUCAUGUUCGCUCCCCAGGUUCCGGUGCUUCCACUUCAGAGACCAGAUGAAAUCCACAUCCCGAAUCCGUCGUGGAUGCAAUCGCCAUCUUCGUUGUACGAAGAGGCUUGCAACGAGCAAGGGAUCCCAACGAUGAUCACAUGGUGCCAUGGAGGAAAAGAAAUCGCUGUGGAGGGAUCAUGGGAUAAUUGGAAGACGAGAAGUCGGCUUCAGAGAUCUGGGAAAGACUUCACUAUAAUGAAAGUUCUUCCUUCAGGCGUCUAUGAGUACAGAUUCAUUGUCGAUGGACAGUGGAGACAUGCCCCUGAGCUUCCUUUAGCUCGAGAUGAUGCUGGAAACACUUUCAACAUCUUGGACCUUCAGGACUAUGUUCCUGAAGACAUUCAAAGCAUAUCUGGCUUUGAGCCACCACAAUCUCCAGAGAACAGUUACAGCAACUUGCUUCUCGGAGCUGAUGACUACUCCAAAGAACCGCCUGUGGUUCCACCGCACCUACAGAUGACGCUGCUGAACUUGCCGCCGGCAAAUCCGGACAUCCCGUCUCCGUUGCCGAGGCCUCAGCACGUCAUUCUCAAUCAUCUCUACAUGCAGAAGGGCAAGAGCGGUCCUUCUGUCGUCGCGCUCGGUUCCACUCACCGCUUCUUAGCAAAGUAUGUAACCGUGGUGCUCUACAAGUCCCUGCAGAGGUGA
Thlaspi arvense is the source of this 870-nucleotide messenger RNA. The record is from the annotation of a GenBank genome assembly. Lineage: Eukaryota; Viridiplantae; Streptophyta; Magnoliopsida; Brassicales; Brassicaceae.